AUGAAGGAAUACAUCCUUGGGAUGUUGGAAAAUGGCCAUGGAGUCACAAGGCGCCAAAUUCGUAUGAAGCUCAACAGAGACAUGUUGACUUUGCCCAUUCAACACGUUGAUGCUCAAGUCCGCACAGAGGCCAUAGCCCAUAUAUACCGAACAUGGCACCAUGCUCGUACACAAAAGGAUAAGGAUGAUGAUACUGCUGUUGGUCGCUGGCUAGAUGAACUUGAGGCACGUCAAUACACAGUAUGGCGUAUUGCCAAUGAUGAUACAGUUCGCUAUGCCUUUGGUUUUUGUUCCACAUGGCAACAAAAUGAGCUAACCAAAAGCGGCAACUGGUCAAUGGAUGCUACUCAUAACAUGGGACCAGAUGCAAAUGCAUUGUUGUAUACAAUCAUCGUGCGCCAUCCUUUGGCUGAUCGUGGUAUCCCUGUGGCGUAUUUGUUCACCAACGACAAGUCGGCAUAUCCUGUUACCGAAUGGCUCGAAAACAUUGCUGCGUUAGGUGGAUCGCCAAAGAUUAUUACCGUCGAUUGUGACCUUGGCGAAGUGAAGGCCAUUCAAACUCUGGUGGAGAAGGCAGUUGAAUGGGGUCGAGCACAAAACAAGAUGGAGCGAAAGUAUAUCGAAAUGCAGAAGAUGCGAGAUGAAAUGAAGGCUUUGAUGUGGGAGCAAGAUCGCGAUGAGUUCUGUAAGAAGUGGAAUGCGUUCAAGAAAACGUGGUCAAUGCAUCAGUCAGCAUUUGUCGAUGAUUUCGAGAAGCAAUGGAUGGCUGAGGAUAAAUAUCCAAGAUGGGCAAGAUGUUAUCAUCCAGCUGUAUAUACCAACAUGUUGACAAACAAUUACGUGGAGUCUUGGCACAAUCAGCUGAAAACCGUUUACCUAGCUCGCAAGUACCCACGACGUGUUGAUUUUCUCAUCUAUACGCUUGUCGAAGAGGUUGAGCUUGACAUGAUCUCGGAGGUGAAACGACGCGCAGCACGCAAUGGCCAACUCACGAAUAUACAGCGUCACAUGCUACCGAAGAAGAAACAGGCAGAUGAGAUGGCGGAUGAUGUAUCCGAUGUUGCGCUUAGUCGUAUGAUCAGACCAAAUAGGAGUAUUCAAAACACGUUUACAGUUGAAAGCUUUAAGCUUGACGGUGUGCGUUAUAUGGUAACUGUGCACUUUGAUGAAAAUUCAGAUGCCAAAACCAUCAUGUCCUGCUCCUGCCCUGCAUACACCUUCGACUAUUUGCCAUGCAAGCACAUGUUCCUUCUUGCUCGUUGGGAUACUGCAUAUACUGUAAAUGGUGACUAUAGGCCAACACGUCUCAUUAUCGAUCCAAAUACAAGCACUUCCCAAUCCUUACCAUUGCCUGGUUCCUCGCCCAAUCCUAGCAAUGUGUCAUCCUCCGCUUCCUCUUCGGAUCCAUCAUCUUCAGCUCCUGCACCUACUGGAAGGGAUGCUCCUCUGGGUAAUCCUCGUGAUGCGAUGAAGGCUGUAAUCAACAAAUUUAAACGCACCUUCGAGCAAUCAGCUUUCUCGGAUCAUCGUCUACUUGCAAUCGUCAGCAAACUUGAAGGUCUCCAUUCUGAAUUACAACAAGCCAUCGUCUUACCUCCUAACGCUAGACUCCAAACCCAACAUCCUAAAAAGAAAACUCGUACUAGAAAAUAA
Messenger RNA from Lichtheimia ornata, 1653 nucleotides. RefSeq lists its product as uncharacterized. The record is from RefSeq and is a predicted model, not a curated record. The transcript has 3 exons. Gene Ontology annotation, molecular function: zinc ion binding. The coding region runs from base 1 to 1653 and encodes 550 amino acids. Lineage: Eukaryota; Fungi; Mucoromycota; Mucoromycetes; Mucorales; Lichtheimiaceae.